UUUCAACACUACUAUAUAACAAAUAAUUUGAGGAAAUGCCUCGUCUGUACAUAGCCGGAUUAGGUCCAGACCCGGACCGCCGGAAAGUGGAGAAAGAGUUCCAGUACUACGGAGAACUGGACGAAGUGUGGCUCUCAAAACGGCCCUUUGGAUACGCUUUCAUUGAGUUCAUACGCAGUAGAGAUGCGGAGGAAGCAAUAAACAAGAUGCACGGCACGAAGAUAGACGGAUACCGUGUUGAGGUUGAGUGGGCUAAGAGACCCAGGCGGGAGAUACCCUCUUACGCUCGUGGUUCCGACUCACGUGGUGAGCGGGGGGACCGAGGUGACCGAGUGUCAAGGGGCUCUGAUUCUAGAGGUUCCAGAAGUAGUUACAGAGGACCCAAUAUGGACGACAUCAAGUGCUACCAGUGCAACAGAUACGGUCACUACGCCAGGGACUGUCGCGAAGGAGGUGGUCGCAGACAUAUGGAUGACGUAAAGUGUUACCAGUGUGAUAAAUACGGCCACUUUGCCAGAGACUGUCGCGGCAGGUCACGAUCUCCCCGAAGGAGCAAAUACUCGCGCUCCUCCUCGAGAAGCAGGAGCAGCAGCCGUAGCAGGAGUAGAAGCAAGAGCAGGAGCAGGAGCAGGUCCAGGAGCAGGAGCAGAUCUCACAAGAGAUCCAGGAGUGGGUCCAGGAGCCGCAGCCGCACUCCUAAGAAGAGCAAGCGAUCUAGGUCCAGGAGUAGAAGCCGAUCCAAGUCUAAGUCCCGAUCCAGAUCCCGUGGUGCAAGAGAUCGUUCCAAGUCCAAAUCAAAGUCUAAGUCCAGGUCAAAGUCCAAAUCCAAGUCCAAGUCGAGGUCAAAGUCUCGGGGAAAGAGUGUGUCUAAGUCCAAGUCCAGGUCCAAGUCUCGUGAAUAAUGCACGGCCUGAUUUCAUGUAAUACUACUGAGCUCAGUGAUGUGGCAGCUUCUUUAUUGUCAACAUGAAAAUGACAUCAUGCUUUAGAAUAAUAUAUUUAUGACUUUUUUCGCUGUAAUAACAUUGACUAUGAAUAAUAUCUGUAUUAUUUUUCGAACAAGUACGAUAUCAAGGAAAGGUUUCUUAAUAGUGUCAUGAACUGCUUUGAUUAUUAGCUUCUUCGCAGAACGAUUUAAUCUUUUUUUUCUCAAUUUUGAACAGCAUUUUCAAAACGCUCUCCAUACUGACAAAUUUAAUUAUAUAAACUUUCAAUCGUUUUGAACUUAUAAAGAGAGGACGUUGAAUUGAAUAUAUUUUUAAGUAUACAUUUAUCCAAGUAUCAAAGAUCAUUUUUACAUCUGAUAA
Molecule: messenger RNA, 1307 nt
Organism: Bolinopsis microptera
Lineage: Eukaryota; Metazoa; Ctenophora; Tentaculata; Lobata; Bolinopsidae
Product: serine/arginine-rich splicing factor 6-like
Exons: 8
Coding region: 36-902 (288 amino acids)
Molecular function (GO): RNA binding; zinc ion binding
Source: RefSeq, a predicted model, not a curated record